Messenger RNA from Candida tropicalis MYA-3404, 1722 nucleotides. RefSeq lists its product as uncharacterized. The transcript has a single exon. The coding region runs from base 1 to 1722 and encodes 573 amino acids. The record is from RefSeq and is a predicted model, not a curated record. Lineage: Eukaryota; Fungi; Ascomycota; Pichiomycetes; Serinales; Debaryomycetaceae. Gene Ontology annotation, molecular function: protein binding.
AUGUUAGAACCACUGCAGCGAAUGAGAAACGCCGUUAUUGAAGGCAACCUACCUAUUGUCAAACGAAUACUAUCACGAUUCCCUGACUUGUGGUUGAAUAUUGAUCCCCAGAACCAGGGUUGGAGUAACCUACAUUAUGCAUCAUUCUAUGGUCAUUAUUUGAUAUGUUUCCAUCUAAUAUCAUACAUGAACAAAACUAUGGGGAAUGAUUUACAAAAUCGAUUCACAAAAUUGGAUCUAUUAGCAUUUGAUGAUACAACCGUGUUGCAUUUAUGUAUGAGGAAGAAACAUUCACAGACAUUGCAUUAUUUAUUACAAGAGUUCCCUGGGAAGUUAUGGUUGAACUCAUUGGCGGGAGAAUUACGCCAAACACCCUUGCAUUAUAGUUGUCAGUAUAAUUUCAAAGAAGGCACUACUUUAUUAUUGGAGUUUGGUGCUAAAUGGGAUAUCCAAGAUAAGAAUGGCGAUACCUGCUUACAUCUUUGCUUUCAGUAUGGAAGUACAGGAUGUUUAUAUGAAUUGAUAAAAUAUAUUGUCAUCCAAUCAUCUACCAAAGCAGAAGCUGAAUCCAAAAUACAGGAAUUAGAAAAAAUUAAGAACAAACACGAUUGGGUUGCUAGUGAAUAUUCAACUAGUUUUGAUUUAAUUAGUCAAUACGAAGAAAUGAAGAAAGAUUUGUUAUCUCAAAACCAUGAAGCCAUGUUGUCGGAUUUCAAGAUGUCAAUACCAAUCUUUGCCCCUCCAAGCGAAACUUCUACAUUAAACAAUUCUAAUGGAAACAACAAGAUUUUAGCUAGUCCAAUUAUCCUGAUGUCACUGCAAAAUCAGGACGAUAAAAAAAUUCAAGGCAGACAACAUUCACAAUCAUUGCCCUCAGAUAAUAAAACUCGUCCACCACCAAUACUCCGAAACAGGUCAAGCACUACGUAUAUCUACAAACCACCAUCAGCAACAUUGAACACAUCGCAACUGGCUGCAACUCCAAGAACAAGCAAUGCCGGUUUAGCCACUACACCAACAACCCCACAAACUUUGCAUAGCAGUCUAAAAGGUGUUACGAUUUCACCUUCCAUUAGAAAUGGAUCUAAUACUUCAUACAACUCCACCACUGAUGAAGAACCUGUUUCUCCACAAUCAAUGAUUUCUACAACGUCUUCUACAUUUAAUGGUUCGCCCAGCUAUAAAAUGGGACCACGAAAGAAGAGUUUCUCGUUAUCAAAGUCAGCACAGCUACCUCCAAUUAAUUCAGAGAAUGCAUUAUGGCCCAUGGUAUCUGUUGAAACACCACAACAGCAAUCACCCGUGUCAAGAACUCCGGAUCAAAGACCACGUAAAUCGUCCUCAGCUUCUUCUAUUGCUGCUAGAGUUGCUUUUAAUUCUAGUAGAUCAUCUUUGAAUCAGGCAGAAAGCCCCAGGAAAAAGCAACAAGAAUCAAGGCCAAACAAUACUCAUAGCAAUAGUUUGAACAGUUCAUCUUCAAUUGGCAGUUUGGCAAGUUCUGGAAGCAGUGGUGGUGAUGCUACUGGUGAAUCUACAACAAUCAAUCCUGAAAUUGGUGUAUUACGAGAAACAAAGUCGUCUGGAACGCUUCAAUCAGCCGCAGACUACCCAAGUAACAGACAUGCUGGAAUUAACAGUAGCGUAACAUCGCUAAAUAGUAAUGGAUCGGACAAUUUAAAGAAAUUUAGCGUCCAUAGCAUUAGUUUUAGUAGGGUUAGGUAA